Cucurbita moschata (crookneck pumpkin) is the source of this 2623-nucleotide messenger RNA. RefSeq names its product nucleobase-ascorbate transporter 12-like. The record is from RefSeq and is a predicted model, not a curated record. Gene Ontology annotation, biological process: transmembrane transport. NCBI's taxonomy places the organism in Eukaryota, Viridiplantae, Streptophyta, Magnoliopsida, Cucurbitales, Cucurbitaceae. The coding region runs from base 154 to 2220 and encodes 688 amino acids. Gene Ontology annotation, cellular component: plasma membrane. The transcript is spliced from 10 exons. Gene Ontology annotation, molecular function: transmembrane transporter activity.
GCUUGGCGUUUCCUUCACUGAGUGGUAGAAGAGUAGCUAAGCUGAAGAACACGAAGUUACAGAGGCAGAGCUCCAUUUCUAGCAUUCUUCUCUGCUCGAUCUUCUUCCAUUUCAAGCUAUAUGCCACUCUAGUUCUCCACUUCCUUCCCUCAAAUGUCUACUUCCGACCCCAAAUCCCGCACCCGUCCCGCACCGGACCCAUCCUCAAUGCCUCCUUCUUCUUGGGCCAAACGCACCGGCUUUCGUCCCAACUUCUCCGGCGAGACCAAUCCCUCUGAUUCCGCCCACAUCGCUCUUCCGCCCAGGCCCAAGGACCCCGACGCCCAUCCGGAUCUCGAAGCUGGACGCCCUCGGGGCACUUCUGCGGUUAAUGGAGACCCCACCGGUGCCAAGGCGCCUUCUCCACAGCCUCAGCCGCCGUUGGAAAAAGAUCAGCCGGUGAAGAGGAGGAAGGAUUCUGAUGGGUUACCCAAGGGUUCUGGACCUGCUCAGAAUGGUCAUGCUCUGCCUCCGCCUCCUCCUUCCGAACCGCCGAACCAACCUCGGCGGCUGCCACAGACCGGCGAUGAUGAUGGAUUUGUGGCUAGACAUUCGCACAUGAAGUACGAGCUCAGAGAUACGCCUGGUCUUGUACCGAUUGGUGUAUAUGGAUUGCAGCAUUAUAUUUCUAUGUUGGGUUCAUUGGUUCUUAUCCCGCUUGUUAUAGUUCCUGCUAUGGGUGGCACUCACGAGGACACUUCAAAUGUGGUAUCCACGGUGCUCUUUGUGUCGGGCAUUACUACUCUUUUGCAUACGUCUUUUGGCUCAAGAUUACCGUUGAUACAAGGUCCAUCACUUGUUUUCCUCGCUCCAGCAUUAGCAAUUAUCAAUUCCACAGAGUUUCAAGGACUUAACGGGAACAAUUUUAAGCAUAUAAUGAAGGAGUUACAAGGAGCAAUUAUCAUAGCUUCAGCUUUUCAAGCAUUACUUGGAUACAGUGGAUUAAUGUCACUACUUUUGAGGUUGAUCCAUCCUGUAGUCGUGGCCCCGACCAUUGCUGCUGUUGGACUGUCAUUUUAUAGUUAUGGUUUUCCAGUAGUAGGCGCUUGUCUCGAGAUUGGUGUCGUGCAGAUACUUUUGGCUAUCAUAUUUUCUCUUUAUCUCCGAAAGAUAUCAAUUCUCGGCCAUCGUAUUUUUCUAAUAUAUGCAGUUCCACUUGGAAUUGUUAUCACGUGGGCGUUGGCGUUUUUGCUCACAGAAGCUGGAGUUUAUAGUUACAAAGGUUGUGAUACAAAUGUUCCUUCCUCAAAUAUAAUAUCUGAUCACUGCAGAAAACAUGUUUCAAGGAUGAAGCAUUGUAGAGUUGAUACUUCUUAUGCGCUAAAAUCUUCACCAUGGUUUAGAUUUCCUUAUCCGUUGCAGUGGGGCACCCCUGUCUUCCACUGGAAAACAGCAAUUGUUAUGUGUGUCGUGUCGGUCAUCUCGUCUGUGGAUUCGGUUGGUUCGUACCAUGCUGCGUCAUUGUUGGUGGCAUCCCGACCCCCAUCACCGGGUAUUCUUAGUCGAGGAAUUGGACUGGAAGGUCUUUCUAGCAUUUUGGCUGGUCUAUGGGGUACAGGAACCGGUUCUACGACGCUUACCGAGAAUGUUCAUACUAUAGCUGUUACGAAAAUGGGAAGCCGAAGAGCAGUUGAAUUGGGUGCAUGCAUUUUGAUAGUAUUAUCUCUUGUAGGUAAAGUUGGGGGCCUUAUUGCUUCCAUUCCCGACGUCAUGGUUGCUGCUCUUCUUUGCUUCAUGUGGGCAAUGCUUACGGCACUCGGCUUGUCAAAUCUUCGGUAUAGCGAAGCAGGAAGCUCCCGGAACAUUAUCAUUGUCGGAUUAUCAUUAUUCUUCUCGCUUUCGAUACCAGCCUACUUUCAACAGUACGGUAUCUCCCCAGGCUCCAACUUGUCUGUUCCAAGUUAUUUCCAGCCAUAUAUUGUGGCUUCUCAUGGACCUUUCAACAGUAAAUCUGGAGGGCUGAAUUUCAUUCUCAACACAUUAUUCUCGUUACACAUGGUGAUCGCAUUCUUAGUCGCCAUCAUCCUUGAUAACACUGUGCCCGGCAGUCGACAGGAACCUGGUGUAUAUGUGUGGUCUGAUCCUGAGGCUGCAAGGAGGGAGCCUGCUGUUACCAAAGACUACGAGCUUCCAUUCCGGGUUGGUCGAGUUUUCAGAUGGGUGAAAUGGGUUGGAUUCUAAAUGACCAAUAUUUGUUACAUAUCGCUUGUCAUUCAGAUAGCAGCACCAAUGGUGGUGUGUUGUGCAUUCUGAUUCCAAAUGUAAGUUCCUACAACCCUCCACAAGGGAAUAGGUCCUCUUCGUUGUGUUCGGGGGGCUCGGUGGGUGCGUUUUCUUACACGAAACGCGUUAGCGGAAUAGAUUUGUACAUUUUUUUGAGAAUCCAGAAUGAUCUGGCUGUGUUGUAAUUUAGUUUUGGGAGUUCAUCCAGGUGAGGUCAGGUUAGGUCAGGUCUUGUAUAUUUUUCUUCUUCCCAUUUAUUUAUUAGCUUUGUUCUUUUUAUUGGGAUUUUGAGUUUCGAUUCUUAUUAUUUGUCAGAACUGAAUAUUAUGGUUUAUAAGGAACUUCGACCUUAGCUUUAUCU